Messenger RNA from Liolophura sinensis, 10085 nucleotides. Its product is annotated as mucin-4-like. Lineage: Eukaryota; Metazoa; Mollusca; Polyplacophora; Chitonida; Chitonidae. The transcript has 6 exons. The coding region runs from base 236 to 9913 and encodes 3225 amino acids. The record is from RefSeq and is a predicted model, not a curated record.
UAAGAAAACGGGGAGAAAGCACUUCGUUCAAAUGAGAGCGCACAGGCAUCCAUAUACAUGCCUGUACGUUGUCUGUACAGCUGGUAGUUUAUCUUCCUUUGCAUUUCAUGAUGACUAAGUGGAUUACACACUGUGAAAGUGGGUCGGGUACGCUUUGCACAGCCGAACAUGUAUGCAAUUCUAGAUCCAUCCAGACACAUGAAGGCAAUUACCAUUCACUAUUUAGAUACUAAUCAUGGAUGCCAGAAAAGCAAGUGGAUCAUACCUGCCUCUAAAGAACACAGCUCGGAAAAGUGUACCAGGGACUUUCAAUCGGUGUUAUUUGGAUAGUUUACCACAAACUCCUCUUCUUCCGGAUAUCAUGGAAAUCUCUCAAAAAGAUGGUGAAUUGCCUCAUACCUUACCAGAGCAACUUCAGAAAAAUUAUGAAAGAGAUAUUCAAAUGGACACAAGAGAGGCAAGGAUAGGAAACAGUCAAGAUGGUUUAAGUGGUAAUGAAAAGUGUUCUGCAGAGAAGACGGUAAAGGGAAAGAAUCUUGCAGUGAAAACCUCCAAAUCUGUAGUGCAUGUGAAAAGUUCCAUUGUGUCAAACAUUGUGUCAGGAGCACAUGUUGGUAAAAAUUCCGGCUUGCAGUCCACUGUGUCAGCUGUGAAAGACUGUUUGAGGGCUGACAAGGAAAAUCAUCAGACAGAAAAUCAACAGUCAAAGACUGCAUUCACUCAUAAUAACACAUUUUCUCUUCCUGUUAGGCUAAAAACAAGUGAGAGAGGGAACGUAUUGAAAAACACUGCUACAAAAUCUCAAUGUGACAAGGUCUCACUACAAGGUAAUUGUAGUGGUGUUCGAAUUGACAGAAAUUCUGUUGUGCAACUGGAGAAAUUAAAAACAGGACUGAACAACUCCUCAGAUUACAGUAAUGAAAGUGGUACUCAAGUGAAUUCUGGUCUUAGCAGAACUAUGAAUGAAAUGAAUAAGAAAAAUCCUGGCAAGAAUUUAAUGGACAAAACACCCAGCCAUGGAUUACAUAGGAAUGUUUUGCACAGUAAGCAAAAACAGUGUGAUGAGAAACCAAAAGAGAGUGGUUUUCAUGAGUUCGUGAAGAAGGAUUUCCAUGAAAGUGAUCUGUCGGGUGAUACCAUUCGAAAGAAGAAAAGUAAGGGGAGCAAGGAAAUGAGCAAAACAGAGACUGCAUUAUCGAACGGAGAUAGUGGGAUGAGAACAGAACAUUCUGAAAAAAAAGAUGAGAAAGCUAAGAGAAAGAAGCGUACUAGUGAACCAGACCAAUGCAGAGAUAGCUGUGAACUCUUACCUGAUGCUAAGAGGAAAAAGCAACAUUCUGAAAGGGAAGAGAAGGAUAUUUCAUCAGAUAAUUCAGUGGGAAUAGUUCAACAAAAGUCAGUGUCAAAUGGAAAAAAAAGUGACAAAAAUAUCCAGUCUGCUGUUUUGCAGGCAAGUGAGAAAAGAAUGGAAUCUGGUGAGAUUCCUCACUGUGAUGAUCUCAUUUCCAAAAGUGCGAGUAUUGUCAUUGAAAAAGAUCACCAAAGCUUGACUGAAUCACACAAACAUGAAGCAAACUCAUCUAUGGAAGGUACUUGUAAACAUAAAGAACUAGAGUCAUCUGGUCAGCACAAAAAAGGAUCUUCAUGUACUAGUUCAUCAGAACAAGAUGUACAAGAAAAGACUAACAGGAGUAAGAAACACUCUGGGAAUGGGAAACACAAGUCAUCUGAUAAGAAAAACUCCGAGAAAGGAGAAAUGAACGAACAGCAGGCAACAUUUAGGAGGCAAGAUUUAGGAGGUACCACGAAGACCAUCAAGAGGAAAUUAGAAGUAAAUGAGUUGAAGAGUGAACAAAAACACACAUCGGAUGGCAGUGGUGCUAAAUGGAAGAAGAUGACUGGGUCACCUAGCUACAAGAGUGAUAAACCUGAGAUUGGCAGUGUAAUCAAGAAGAGGCCAGAAAUUCCAAGUCAGAAACAUGACACAGAAAAAGGCAACAUGAAAUGCAGUAAGGAGAGACAUAAGUCAGUCACUGAGUCAGUGAGCAGCGAGGAAGAGGUACCUCGGACAAAUGGUAUAAGUUCAUCCAAGGCCAAAAAGGAAUCUAGUGAAUCAACCAUUCGUAGUAAAAUGUCCACUGAAGUCAAAAGGCAAAAACACCUGAGUGAAUCAAACAUUCGGCAAGUUGAUUCAUUGGAGAUCUCAAAGGAAAUGAGUACAGAAAACAUGUCAAAGACGGAACCAAAUUCCUCUAUCAACACAAAGCCUGGCAAGCAGAAACAGGAGAGUAAAUGUGGGGAAACUACAUCUACUACCAAGCGAAAAAUGUACUCGAGCGCUCCUCAUACCAAAAAACUGGAUUCAGCAGGCAAGUCUAAUGCAGAAGAUACUUCUAAAGAAAAGAGGAUAAAUCAUUCAAUAGAAUCUGGAGAUACUCAAGGGACCAAGAAGAUAAAUCACAGAAGAAAAUGUUCAGAUGAGACAGGGACCAAGAGAGUAGAUAAACAGAGGGUAUCUACAGAUGAGACAAGAGACAGAUGGAUAGGUAACGGAACUGAAUCUCAAGAUAUGCCAGGAGCAAAAACCAAAGAUCAUAGAAAUGAAUCUCAAGGUAAGCCAGGAACCAUGAAGAUAGAUCUUAGAAGUGAAUGUCAAGAUAUGCCGGGAACCAAGAGGAUAGAUCAAAGAAAUAAAUCUCAAGAUAUGUCAAGAACCAAAAGGACAGAUCAUAGAUGUGAAUCUCGCAGUACUUCUGGGACUAAGAGGAUAGAUCAUAGAAUUGAAUCUCAAGAUAUGCCAGGAACCAAGAGGAUAGAUCAUAGGAGUGAAUCUCAAUAUACUCCAGGAACCAAGAGGAUAGCUCAUAGGAGUGAAUCUCAAUAUACUCCAGGAACCAAGAGGAUUGAUCAUAGGAGUGAAUCUCAAUAUACUCCAGGAACCAAGAGGAUUGAUCAUAGGAGUGAAUCUCAAUAUACUCUAGGAACCAAGAGGAUAGAUCAUAGGAGUGAAUCUCAAUAUACUCCAGGAACCAAGAGGAUAGAUCAUGGGAGUGAAUCUCAAUAUACUCCAGGAACCAAGAGGAUAGAUCAUAGGAGUGAAUCUCAAUAUACUCCAGGAACCAAGAGGAUAGAUCAUGGGAGUGAAUCUCAAUAUACUCCAGGAACCAAGAGGAUAGAUCAUGGGAGUGAAUCUCAAUAUAUUCCAGGAACCAAGAGGAUAGAUCAUGGGAGUGAAUCUCAAUAUACUCCAGGAACCAAGAAGAUAGAUCAUAGGAGUGAAUCUCAGUAUACUCCAGGAACCAAGAGGAUUGAUCAUAAUGAUGAUUCUCAAAUCAUGCCUGGAACCAAGAGGAUAAAUGAUAAAGGUGAAUCUCUAGAUACUCCAGAGACUAAGAGGAUAGAUCAUAGGAAUGAAUCUCAAGAUGUGCCGGGAAUCAAAAAGAUAGAUCAUAGAAGUGAAUCUCAAGAUAAGCCAGGAACCAAGAAGAUAGAUGAUAGGAGUGAAUCUCAAGAUGCACAUAUGACGAAGAGGAUAGAUCAUAGAAGUGAAUCUCAUGAUACACCUGGCACCAAGAGGAUGGAACAUAAAAGUGAAUCUCAAGAUACUCCAGCGACCAAUAGGACAGAUCAUAGAUGUGAAUCUCGCGAUACUCCAGGAACCAAGAGGUUAGAUCAUAGAAGUGAAUCUCAAGAUAAGCCAGGAACCAACAGGAUAGAUUUUGGGAGUGAAUCUCAAGGUACAUAUGUGACCAAGAUGAUUAAUGGUGGAAGUGAUUCCCAAGAUACCCCAGGGACCAAGACGAUACAUCAUAGAAGUGAAUCUCAAGAUACACCUGGGACCAAGAGGUUAGAUCAUAGAAGUGAAUCUCAAGAUACACCUGGGACCAAGAGGAUAGAACAUAGAAGUGAAUCUCAAAAUAAAACAAGAAACAAGGGGACACAUCACAGGGGUGAAUCUACAGCUACAAAAGGGGAAAGGAUAGAUCUUAAGAAUGAGUCACAAGCCAAACCCAGAAACAAGAGGAUAGAUGGUAGAAGUAAACCACAUAAGUCAGCAGACAAGAGGGUAAAUCAUAAGAGUGAAUCUCAGACAUGCAGAGAAGGGUCUGGAUUAUUAGAUUCCUCCAAGACAGCUAAGCAGAAAGGAAGAAGCCAGAAAGGCAUCCAGGUUGAGGGAUCAACUGAUCCACCGGCUAAAGGAAUGACUUCAUCAAAAGGUACAUGUAAAAGCCAAAACUCAUGGAAGCGUAUGAGUGAAACUAACACCACGGAACUUCCCUCAUCAGAUUGUCGUAUGGACAUUGUAAAGGAAAAGGGCAAUCCCAAGUCAUCUAACCGGAGACCUGGUUUGUUUCAAAACCAUAUAAACUUUACAAAGAAUUUAUAUGAAAGGAAAAGCCAAUUGACAACUGACGCAUUGACAGAAAUUACAGGGAAAUCAGAAGGAAGUAGUUUAUCUGUGACAGAAAGUUUUGGGACUGAGGAUGAUGGUUUAAACAAUGACCAGGAGAGUGUUUUUAUGGAUACCACUUUAACAAACAAUUGUCAGAGCAAAACGCAAAGCUCAGACGUUACUGUCCUGGACCAAACUGUGGGAAGAAAUAAUAGCAACUUGUCACAUGACAAAUGUGACAGAGCGAACCAAGCACAAAACGUUCUCUCAUCAAAUAACACUGAAAUAAAUCAAAGUCUGAAGACAAUGGAUAAUGAGCAGUGGGUUAGAAAGAAAAAGUCUUCCAGUGAGAUGAAUUCAUUGAAUAAAAGCAGCAGUGAAGUUAAAAAUGGACAACCAGUUCAGGGUGGGAAACAAAGGAAGGACAUAUGUGAAGAGCAAGACCAAGUCAGUGUCGUGAUGGACUUGCAUGGAAAGGAUGAACAACUAGCCGAAAAUGGCUCAACAGUUCCUUCUGACAAGCUCAGGAUCUAUGAGAAAACAUUGCCUUCUGGUGCAACCUGGGAAGACCUGGUCCCACAGAUGACACAGAAAGGCCCUGACCAAAAAGACAAGGGACAUCCAGCUGAAAUCUGUUCAGGAGUUCAUCAUGAUAAGGUCAGCAACCUCAAAAAUCCUUCUGGUCAACCUGUGAGUACAUGGAGUAGAAGCAUCUCCCUAGACAGUGAAGUUCACACAAAACCAAGAGAGAGAAGAAGAAUGGGGUCAGCAGAUGCCUCUAAGCUAUCCCAUACUACUUUAAGAGAUAAAAUGAAGAAGAAGUAUUCUGCAUUUUGUGGAAUUCGCAAUCAGAAAGUCAAGCAAGCAAGACAUGUGACGAGGCAUAUUCCUCCUCAUGAUAAAUUAGAAGACAGCUUAGACGAGAGCUCACCUGGUAGUCCAGGUGAUAGACUGUUCAUCGCAACAGAUGAGGAAUGUGACAACAGUGUUCCAGACACACAACUAGCCUUUGGAAAUAAUGAACUUGAUCCUGUACAGAAAUCCCAUGUAAGCAAAGGUGGAGAGCAACAAUCUUCAGAUAAGUUAGCUGAAAUCUCUGCAAAUGGCAACAGCGAUAAAGAGGAUGGUAGGCAGAGCAUUCUUGUUUCCUGUUCCAAUGAAAAGAGUGGUCCUUCCAGUAGGUCGUCAUCCUCCAUACAGAACAUAGAAAAGGCACACCAAAGCAGCAAAAUGUCUCUUUUGGUAGAGCCAUGUGAUGGUCAAGCCGAGAUUCAGCAACCAAAAGUGAGGAAGCCAGAACCACUUAACCUUUUUGAGAGGUUGCUCAGUGAAGGGUUUCCUGAUGAGUAUGCAAUGCAACAAGAAGGGCUCAAGUCCCAGUCCAGUAAGACAAGAGUUGUUACUAACCCCAACACCUCCAAGGUACAGGCACAAGGGGACUUUGGUAGAAAUACUCAGCAUAAAAGGAAAAAAGUCUUGAAUAGCAGCCAAGCAAAGGAACUUUUUCCUGCACAUCAAGCAUCUGUUAGUAGUGAUGUGAAUACAUCAAGUUAUAGAUCUGAAUCCAGUGUUUCUGCUACCCCCUCAGUUAGUGAUGACAAACUCCUUGUUGCUAAUAAAGGUGGUAGUCCUGGUGAAGCAAGUCCCCAGCAACCUGGUGGAUGUCCAGAAUGUUUGCCCCCCAGUGACAAAGGGGGUAAUGUCAUGGAAUGUUCAAAGACUCAUCGCUUGUCAAGUGACUCUAAUCGCAGUAUUCAGCUUCACGAAGACAUUAUACCAAGUGAAGGCAUUGUGAAUUCGUUCACUGUAAACAACAGCACCGAUGAAGUUGUUAGUGAUACUUCAAAUAAUGCUUCAAGUUUUCCAAUGGAGGAUCUGACAAACAGUGGUGGUAAUGAUGACCAUGAAACACGUGGAGGUCAUAGUUCAGGUGAUGUCUGUGGAUCAUAUAAUUCCAGUCAAACUCAGAACUACGCAAGUUUUGCUGUUGGAAAAAGAAUGACCAAUAGCAGUCAAGAAACACAUUUAAGCACUCUGAGAGAAUUCAUUGAGGAAAACGCUAUGGGAAGAGUUAGCAAAAGAGAAGAGGAUAAUAGUAAUGAACUGCAUGUCACAAAAUUUGUGAAAAUAGAGCCUGGUAUUUGCAGUGAAUCUACCACAUCCCAUGAGCUACACACUGAAACUGGCAGAAGUGUGAGGCAAGGCAGUGAACAUCCGGACCAGGACAGAACAGGAGAGACAAGUGCAAGCAUUAGCUCUAUAGGUGCUCACUUCAACCUUCCUGUUGAGCCAGUAAUAAGAUCAGCUGAGCGGAUUGUAACUGGCAUCACAGGAAAACAGUCCCAUCAUCAAAUCUCCCCGUUCUCAAAAACCAGAUGUUGGCACAUACCACAAGCAGAAGAGCCACCUUCUGACUUCAGGUCCACAGCUGAAGGCAGCAGUUCAAAUAGAAAGACUAGUGAGCAAGUAGUACGUUUUCAUGUAGAACUUGAAUCUGAUCAACAGAGGAGUGCUGACACUGAUUGUUCAGAGCAAAGGGGCAGUACAAAUAUGUCACCAGAAAGGGGCAGUACAAAUAUGUCACCAGAAAGGGGCAGUACAAAUAUGUCACCAGAAAGGGGCAGUACAAAUAUGUCACCAGAAAGGGGCAGUACAAGUAUCUCACCAGAAAGGGGCAGUACAAGUAUCUCAGCAGAAAGGGGCAGUACAAGUAUCUCACCAGAAAGGUUCAGUACAAGUAUCUCAGCAGAAAGGGGCAGUACAAACAUGUCACCAGAAAGGGGCAGUACAAGUAUCUCACUAGAAAGGGGCAGUACAAGUAUCUCAGCAGAAAGGGGCAGUACAAAUAUGUCACCAGAAAGGGGCAGUACAAGUAUCUCACCAGAAAGGGGCAGUACAGAUAUCUCACUAGAAAGGGGCAGUAUAAAUAUCUCAGCAGAAAGGGGCAGUACAAAUAUCUCAGCAGAAAGAGGCAAUACAAAUAUCUCAGCAGAAAGAGGCAGCAACCUGCUAGGGGAGACGAACCACAGAAGUGGUCUUACACAUCCAAGAGAACCAAAUGGACAGCAUGCGCAUGAAGAAGCUGUGGAAGUAAACCCUAGGGAUCGUUGGAAGAGAACUUGUAUACCUGUUACUCACUGCAAGAUUACAACAAAGGGAACUUUGUUAACAUCAAGCGGGGUUGUCUGGCCACAGCUCUUUUUUGUUCCCGGGAACAGGUGCAUCUGUUGCAUAACAUGUUGUCAGUGGAUGAACCCCCUGGACUUUUUGCUUCAUUAUGAUAUGUUGCCACCCGGUGUAGAGAUCCAGCCACUACUUUCUUUGUCAAAGCAUGAGAUACAGCCAUAUGGAAAGCUGUCUAAAGAGCAAAAACUUCUUUGGGAUCAAUUCUGUUGUGAUUUAAAGAAUGCAAAGGAACGUUGGGCAGUGAAUAAGGAACCUGAGCCACCUGCAGCUUGGCACAUCGCACAAGCACAAGCCAAACAAACACUACCCUGUGUGGCCACUAGUGGGCAUGUACAAGUAGAGGUGCCUGGUCAGCAGUCUCCACAGGAAUGUAGGGAUGACCCAUCUACCAGACCCCAUGAUUCACUGUUUGAGGGAAGUGUAGCCUUGUGGCCUACGGAUGACCAGUUUUCCAGUGAACGCCUGCAGAACAUGUCCAGUGUAGGAAUGUCUGGUAUCACCCCCCAGGCAACCCCUCAAACCUCUGUGUCUAAGGGUCCAGUUGCCUUACAGAAACUUGUCUCUUCAAACAGGCCUGGCAUCCCACUCCAGAGACAGGCUUCAGGAACACUUUCCCGUGGUGUGUCUGCAAUACAGGAGCGUGCCCCUGCUGUCAGUGCCCAAGGUUCAGCUGAGAACAGAUCUUGCAGACUUACAUCAGCAGUAGGAACAGACCCAGCACCAUUGUACCAACAACCUGUACCAGAUCAGUUUCAAGGUUGUCAUCCCAUUGCCCAAAGACAUAAUGAGAUUCAGAUGAGAGACCUCUGCCCAGUUAGGCUGAAACAGAUGUCUUUAAGUCAGCACUCCAAUGCUGUAUGGCCAAACCCUACUCCAUCAGGCCUGAACUAUGCUGCAUCGUUUCAGACUCUUCCGCUGACUGGUCAGAACCCUGACCCAUCAUCAGAGCACCUUCCAUUGUCAUUUCAGAACCAUGGUGCAUCAUUACAGAACCUUCCAAUGUCUGGUCAGAACCCUGACAUACCAUCACAGAACCAUGCAUUGUCAAGGCGCAACCAUGUUGCAUCAUUACAGAAUCAUAUGACACAAUACAACCAUACUAGAUUAAAUAUGAACUAUACUGCAUCAUUUCCUCACCAAUAUCAUAUCACACCACUGAGAAACCAGACCUCAGUAGUUCUCGAAAAUGCUUCACAAAACCAUCCUUCUGCCCAUUCUCCAGCAGCAGAUGACCAAACACCAGUGAUGCUUCAUUCUGUGACUAACUUUGAUGCUUUGGGACAUAACCAUUCUUCAUCUGUGAGGAACAAUAUAUCUUCAUCAGCACACCAGAAUUCUUCUGUACAGGCUUGCAAUUCUGGGUCUAAGAACUGUACUUUGUCUGUUGUGAGAGAGAAUCGGAUAUCAGCUGAGCAGAGUACAGUGGCGAAUCGUGUUUUAUCAAAGCAGAAUUCUACCUCAUCACUGAGUCCCACAUCUGCUACACAGACGAAUCGAACUUCUCUGAUGCAGAAUUCUCUGUCCGCUCAACAGAAUUAUUUAGUGGAGAGUCCUACGUCACCAAUACAGAAACCCACCUCAUCAUUACAGAAACCCACCUCAUCAAUGCAGAAUGAGAUGGGAGCAGCAAAGCAUGUUUUUGAUCAAAAAAGAAGCCCAGCCCAGGGUACUGGCUCUGUUUUGUGUGCUCAGACUGUAGCUACCAGAAACACAAGCCCAGCCCAGGAUACCGGCCCUGUUUUGUGUGCUCAUACUGUAGCUGCCAGGAACAGAUGCCCAGCCCAGGAUACUGACCCUAUUUUGUGUGCUCAGACUGUAGCUGCCAGGAAGAAGAACCUAUCUGCUGACCAUGUAAUGCUGUCAUCACCAGACAACUUGUCACGGAUUCACAGACGAUUGUCUGGACAGAAUUGUGGGUCUGUACCUCAGAACAAAGCCUCAGCAAUGCAGAGUUGUUCUUCAUCUGCUGAGAAUGUGACUAUGAACAAUUAUUCAACAGGGAACCCUACUGUAAUAGAACAUAACCAAGGGUCUAAGAACUAUAAACCAAGAUCAUCCUGCGUGAUCACUAAUCCUCAACUGCUGGCAAAUGAAUCACGGACCUCUGAUAGCCCGAGAGUGCAUGGCAGGGAUACAGCGCAUAACAACGCUCAAUCAUUACUGUAUGAGUCGCCAGAAACACAGAACUCUGCAGAUACACUACGUAUUUUGAUGUGGUCACAGAGAUGUCAUAACAGAAUUUUGAGGAGCCUUUGCACAGAGAGAAAUACUCAGAAAGAAGAGAUUAAGAAGUUAAAACUUCAACUGUUGGAUGAAAUCCGAGAAAAGGACUGAGCUACAGUCUAGUGUGACAUCACUAUUAGGUAAGGUUAAUCUGUGAACUACAAACUCUUGUGUCCUCCCUUGAAGUCUUAUACUAUGGCGCAUCAAGAGCGUAUUACGCCUAAAGUAAGACGGGCCUAAGCUCUGUAGCCCUGUGUUCAAUUCUGCCUUGUGAUAGUGAUGU